Chaetomium fimeti is the source of this 1858-nucleotide messenger RNA. RefSeq lists its product as uncharacterized. Gene Ontology annotation, molecular function: protein binding. The record is from RefSeq and is a predicted model, not a curated record. The transcript has 2 exons. The coding region runs from base 164 to 1720 and encodes 518 amino acids. NCBI's taxonomy places the organism in Eukaryota, Fungi, Ascomycota, Sordariomycetes, Sordariales, Chaetomiaceae.
UAUCCUCUGCUGCGAAUAGUUCCACCCAGUCAUUCUCGGCAACCCAUUUUCGGUAGGAUAGGGCGAGACUCGUUGCGCACACUUGCAUGCGCAUCACAGCCCGUUGAGGUGCUCAUCUUGUCUCUGGCUCACCGGCUAUCCUGCCGGUUCGUAGCCAGCAAACAUGGAGCCUCUACACAUGACUGAGUUCGGGUCCGACCGGUACCUGGAGAAGUUCCACCAGUCGCAGGCCAAUCCCGCCUCUCCAACAGCUCCCGCCGCCGCGCUCUCUCAAUCACCGUUCAUACUACCCGUCCGGGGUUCAGUUCCGUCCGAGGCAGAGGCGGCACCAAUCAAACCUGGCAACCAAAAACGUUCCGAGAAGAGAGGGUUUGGGUUUUUCAGGGCCAAGUUUCACGGCAAGACUCCCGCGGCGGCCACCGCGAGCAGCACUGAGCAUCAGGAGCAACGGCCCUCGUCGGUACAGUCGACGGCUUCCCGGAAAAGCACUCCUUUCGACCAACUCUUUAUUGCCCUUCCGAGCGAACUACAAAUCGAGAUCAUUGCAUCGCUCCCGCUCUCGGACGUGUUGAAUUUCCGGCUGGCAUCCAGAUCCCUCCACGCUCUUGUGUCGCUAAACGAGGCGCCCAUCACCCGCUAUCACCUCGACCACCAUGUGCCCGCAUACGCCAAGCGCCUCUACCCGGUUCUCGAGGGCGAGCCCCUGAACUUCCAUUACCUAUGCGGCAUCUGGCAUCGGCUACACGUCGCUGCGAAGCUGUCGUAUCUAAUAUGCGAAUGGGUGUCGAAAGAGAUGUUCCUCAGAAACACCGAGGAUAAGAAGCGGGAAUUCGCACCCCAGCGGGAACGAAUGCGACGGCGCCUAAUACCCAUGGUUUUCACCGUUUUCCAUUUCUUCGAGACGUACCGGAAACUGCACCUCAAAUACAUUGCCGAGCACGGUUACGGACUACACCAGAGCCCCUACACCGUUAACCCCAUCGAGACCGAAAUCCUCAACAUGUACGACGACCGGACGCUUUAUCAGGUCCACGAAAUCUUUCCCUUGAUAAUGUCAUCUUUCGACAGACGCCUUCGACCGCCUUCUUAUGUUGGUCGGGUGGAGCGAUCCUUGAGGGGUUAUCUCAGAGACAAACCUCCUGAGGAGGUACAUGUCGCUGUUCUCUGUCUUGGUGGCCUCCGGGAGGUGGAAAAGAUUUGGGAGGUUAAAACGUACAACGCGCGGCGCGCCGCCGUCGAUACUUGGUAUGCGUCUGUCGCCAAGGAACCUACCGAGCCGCCGGAAGGGAAAAAGCGCCGAGGGAUGCUGGGUCUAAAGCGCAAAAAGUCGUCGCUCACCUUGACCAAGACCAACUCCAACGACGCUGCACCGUCAUCUCGGAGUUCGGUCGCCGAAGGCAAGCAGCCAGAGAGUUUGGUGUUCUGCACCAGCCUAGCAGCCGGCAUGCCUAUGGGUUCCUUGGCCAAGGAUCAAUCCAAGCUACUUCUAUCCGAUCUACCCAGGCUCCGACAGAUUUGGACAGAAACCGCCGAGGCAAUGAUCCUAGACCGCGGGAUCGUCCAACGAGCAAGCGACAUCCGCCGGAAUGCUCAAAUAUUUACCAACUUGAUCAGCGAGAACAUCGCCGAGGACCAGGACCAAUGGCUUUACGGCACCACCGUAUCCGAGUCGGUACGACCGAACCUCGACGCGAUCGAGGAGGAGCCUAUGGGAUCCUGAUCUCGUCACACCACCUCCAACCUUUCUUCACACUUUUAUUCACCCCUUAUUGGGUUGGGCAGCACGUUUCAGGGUCGUGUCCCACCCACCCCUUUUUCCAUCGACCCAAUCGUCGACCACCAUCUUCACCGAACUCCC